AUGACUGUAGAUCAAUUCUUCAUAAUAAACAGGUCAGGAGGAAUGGUAUUUAGGUACGAAAAAGGAGACAGUACGGAGAUAAACAAUCUUUUGGUAUUAACAAGUUCUUUAUAUUCAACAUGCAUGAUCUCCUCAAAAAUAUCGGGUCGGUCAACAUCAAAGCAAAUCAUCCAUUUCGAGAAUCGAACAAUAUCGAUAUUUAAGACAUUUUCAAGCACAAUGUUUGUUUUUGUUGGUGAAAAGGUUUCCGACCAGACCUUUAGCAGAGUCUAUACACACUACUGCGAGUACGUAACAAGGAAUCCAUUCCAUACUCCAGAAAUGCCAAUUAAUUGCUCAAAGUUUAAGCCUCAUCUUAUUUUCAACUAA
This is a messenger RNA of Ordospora colligata OC4, 369 nucleotides long. RefSeq names its product subunit of transport protein particle complex. The record is from RefSeq and is a predicted model, not a curated record. Gene Ontology annotation, cellular component: TRAPP complex. The transcript has a single exon. Bases 1 to 369 code for a protein of 122 amino acids. Lineage: Eukaryota; Fungi; Microsporidia; Ordosporidae. Gene Ontology annotation, biological process: endoplasmic reticulum to Golgi vesicle-mediated transport.